AUGGGUGUUAAAUCAUUUUUUCACCCAUCUGUAGAUGAUUCACAGAGUGGAGAACUGCCCUCUGAAAGGUGGAACCCUACUCAGAAUGUCAGGACUAUCCUGUUAAGUGUAAUCUCACUGCUUAAUGAGCCCAAGACCUUCUCCCCAGCCAAUGUGGAUGCUUCAGUUAUGUUCAGGAAAUGGAGGGACAGUAAAGGAAAAGACAAAGAGUAUGGUGAAAUCAUUAGGAAACAGGUUUCAGCCACUAAGGCCGAAGCAGAAAAGGAUGGAGUGAAGGUCCCCACAACCCUGGUGGAAUACUGUAUCAAAACUAAAGUACCUUCCAAUGACAGCACCUCAGAUUUGCUUUAUGACGGCUUGUAUGAUGACGACAUUGAUGAUGAGGAUGAGGAGGAGGAAGAUGCCGACUGUUACUGUGAUGAUGAUUCUGGGAAUGAGGAAUCGUGA
Molecule: messenger RNA, 447 nt
Organism: Elephantulus edwardii (Cape elephant shrew)
Lineage: Eukaryota; Metazoa; Chordata; Mammalia; Macroscelidea; Macroscelididae
Product: ubiquitin-conjugating enzyme E2 R2-like
Exons: 2
Coding region: 1-447 (148 amino acids)
Biological process (GO): protein polyubiquitination; ubiquitin-dependent protein catabolic process
Molecular function (GO): ubiquitin conjugating enzyme activity
Source: RefSeq, a predicted model, not a curated record